UCAUUUCACUGAUAAGGAAGCUGAACCCCAGAGAGGGAAGUGGUUCUCUCCAGGGCAGGCUGGUGACCGAGCUGGGACGACAAGUGACAUCUCACGGCUCACUCAGCUGCACCGGACCCCCAACAGGAAAGAACAUGAGUCAGCAGCUAAACAGAAGCCGGAGCUGCUCCUUCAGCGAUGUGGAUGAGCUGAUGGGGACGGUGCAGCUGGCCGUCCACAUCCCCACCUUCCUCCUGGGCCUCCUCCUCAACGUGCUGGCCAUCCGAGGCUUUAGCACCUUCCUGAAGAAGAGGUGGCCAAAUUAUGCUGCCACUUCCAUCUACAUGAUCAACCUGGCAGUCUUUGACCUGCUGCUGGUGCUGUCCCUUCCGUUCAAGAUGGCGAUGUCCAACGUUUGGGCUCCCCAUCCUUCCGUCUGUACCUUCGUGGAGUGUGUCUACUUCGUUAGCAUGUACGGGAGUGUCUUCACUAUCUGCUUCAUUAGUCUGGAUAGAUUCUUGGUCAUCCGGUACCCGUUCCUGGUCAGCCACCUCCGGUCCCCCAGGAAGAUCUUUGGCAUCUGUUGCACCAUCUGGGUCCUCGUGUGGGCGGGGAGUACUCCCAUCUACAGCUUCCACGGGAAGGUGGAAAAGUACACGUGCUUCCACAACAUGUCCGAUGGCACCUGGAGUCCCCAGGUCUUCUUCCCCCUUGAGGUGUUCGGCUUCGUUCUUCCCCUGGGUGUCAUGGGUUUCUGUUCCUCCAGGAGCAUUCACAUCCUGGUCCGCCGUCAGGGCCUCACCGAGGACUGUGUCCAGCAGAAGGCCUGCAUCUGGACAAUUGCAGCCAGCCUGGCUGUCUUCGUGGUCUCCUUUCUUCCGGUCCAUUUGGGCUUCUUCUUGCAGUUCCUGGUACGGAAUGGCUUUAUUGUGGAGUGCAGAGCUAAGCAGAACAUCAGCUUGUUCUUGCAAUUGUCCAUGUGUUUCUCCAACAUCAACUGCUGCCUAGAUGUCUUCUGCUACUAUUUUGUCAUCAAAGAAUUCCGCACGGACAUCAUGGCCCACCAGCCUUCCAGGGUCCAGCUCGUCCGCCAGGAUACCAUGACCAGCAGGAUCUAAGGAAGGAAAGACCUACGCAGAAGAAGGAACCCCCGGCCCCAAAUCCCAGUAGCAGAUAUCGCGUUCCGACGUUUCUGAUGUGGUGGACGGAUGUGGCACAUUUGCUGGUGUGCUUUCCCUUGUGAUGCUCAUUGAACACUGUCUUUGCUCAUUAUGCUCCAAAGAGCUUUCCCCAGCAUGCAGACAACUGGACAUGAAUCACCCGGUAUUUGGGAAUCUCUGAAGGACCCGAGAAACGGGUGAAUUCUUUAUUUCUAAGCUCAAAAACAUGAGGCAGAAGAAUUGAGAAAGAGAAGGAGACCAUCGGAGCCAGGCUGUUUCCCAGCUCUUCCCCAUCCUUCUGUUAGACUAGAAGGUUCUGGAAAGGAAGAGAGACGAGUUAGGAGAGAGACCCGAGAGGGUUGGUCAUGGUGGAAAAUGCUCUGGGAACAGACGGAGCAGGAGGGAUGUAGCAAGCUCCUUUCUAGUUUGGGGAUCCCAGGGUAGAGCAGACUUGUACUUCCCCAUCCUUUCUGGGGCUUUGUUGGCCAAUAACCUCACAGAGAUGAUAGCAAGUGGGGGUGAGAGGGGCAGAGAAAGAACCUACAGAGAGCCCCAAGUUUCCUAUGGGAAAGAAGGGCCUGGGAAGCCAGCCAAAGCUUCCCGUGUCCUCCCCAAGGCUGCAGAAGGAUGAGGGGAGCCGGUGUGAACCAGGCCAUGGUGAAGCUAUGGAUGCUUUGUGGAAGAAUUGGGGACAGAGUAGAAGGGCACUGGUGACACCUGAGAGCCACAAGGGAAUUGGAUACACCUGGGGAAGGACGGUGACAGGCCAAGGACCCCCCGUUGCCAUCAUGAUGUCCUUUACAUGGAGUAUUAGCACUGGUGCAGCAGGAAGAGAGGCAGUGGGGACAAGCCUAGAAGAGGGGGAAAUUCCUGAACGUGACUAGCUGGCUCUCUUGACCAGACAAGACCAGUUAAUUAGACCAUUAAUGUUAAUUAGACCAUUUCAUGGGAAGGAUGAGAAAGAAUCAGGCUUGAUUUGGUUCAGCCAGAGGAGAAUAAGGAACAUGUGUUUGUCUUGCCCACCUGAAUCCUGCCAGGACGGCUGGCUCGGAGCCACUGUCCACAGAACUGUCCCUCUCCAGUGGCCGGGAGGAGGCAAAUGAGCGAGCCGGGAAUGGGAGGAAUCAUCUCGAUGGCAUGGAGCCCCCUGGCAGUUCCUACUCGAAGACCAAACAACUGCCUCCCGGUUUGGACCGGGCUUCUCCCUCCAGUGGCCCUGAGGAGGAGGAACGGUGGCGGCUGUGAGCCUUGCGAGGACAUAGCCGCCGCUCCAGAGAGCAAAAUGACUAGAAGGAUGGGUUGUGGGGUGGUUUUGCGAGACGGAGUGAGUGGGACGAGAUGUAAGGGAUGAGACCUAAUGUGAGAAAGGGGGAGGUCUUUAGGAAGAAAAGAACCACUUUCCACUUGGAGGGAAAGGGGCUUCCACUGCCAAAGGGCGGAUGGAAGGUAGAUGGCUUGUGGCCGAAGAAGAGGGAGAUUUCGAUAACCCUGCCAGGAGGCGGGGGCGGAGGCUGGGUGAUUACCGAGGUGAGGCCCGAAGCCACAGGGCUCUGUGAAGGGGUGGGGUAGCGGUGGGGGGUGGUGGAGAGGAAGCGUGGAGGGCAGAGCUGCUUCCUGCUUGAGAAUCGCCAGCUCGGCUGAGAGCAUCCAAGGGCAGGAGCCCCUCUGCCUCCUGCUUCCACCCCAGCCAACUCAGUAGUCAGGUGGAGGGAAGGGUGAGAACACGGCGUCAAUGAAAAGGGUGGAAAUAGCUGUGGAGGAAUGAUCGCGACCAGGACCAGAGGCUCCCGCCCCUCCCACACUGGGCAUCCAGGAACCGGUAGCCUGGGGCAGGGGCUCUGCUGUCCAAGCUGCCCUGAGGUGCCUACACCCUGCACCGUUUCGCGGCCAUCCUGGACAGAGGCUCUAAGAAAGCCAGGCUGUUACAUCCAGCAGGACAUUGGUGCCGGGGGUUGGUGGCGGGGCGGGGGGGGGGGGGGGGGGGGGGGGAGCGGUCAGAGCCCAUGGGUACGUGCAGUCAUCGCCUCUCCCUCAGUUUCUCUCUUUGCACUGGGAGCUGGGAGUCCAACAUGUGGCACUUAUAUCGACCACUUACAUAGGGCCAGACAGGUUUCCUGAGAGAAGAUUGAUGGCAGGGCCCUGACAACCCAUCACCCCCUGUGGAUGUUCAUAAACAUAAAAUGUCCUGGGGGCAGCAUGACCCUGCCCGAGCCGGGUGAUGGAGAAGGCGAGAGGGGAAGCUAGACCUGUGAGCUCAGGUUGAUAUGGCAACCGUGGACUUGUGGGUGAGCCUUAGAGACCCCCCCGCCCGCCCGCCACUGAUCCCAACAGGCUGGAGGAGCCCACGAGCCUCUCCUGUCUCUCCACGGGGACCCAUCCUGGUCUACGAGUCACAGAGGACUCAGCAGGGCCUGUAGGGGUGGGCUCAGGUCCAGCGCUUCAGACCAGGCCGCUCUGCAGGAGGGUCCACACUGGAGGCCAGUCAGACCCAGCAGGCACAGGAGGGACAGAGGUCAGGGUCAGGGUCAGGGUUCAGGUGCUGAAGCACUCGAGGGCCCACGCCCGCAGCGAGCGGUAUCGAGUUGGGGAGCGCUGAGCUUAGUUGUGGAAAUCACUGAAAUUCCUGCCAUCAAAGGAGGCUGGGGGACGUUAUUUGGCCAUAAAUGUGACCUAUUUUUCCUCCCGGUCUGGAAAAACCUGAGACAUACUUGUCAUAUGUGCAUGUAUGAAGCUAGCCCAAUUAAGUGGAAAAUGACUUGUUUAAUCGGAUUUGCCAAAUAAAUCGAUUCCUGGGAUGCUGUGUGAUCUGGUCUUGGGUGGCGCUUACCGGCUCCAGUGUAGGGCCGGUCCCUGGUGGUCCCUUGCCUGGUGACCCAACAAUCUUGGCCGGAGGGACCAAGAGGGGCCCAGGCGGAAGCAGCCACAUGGACGCCGAGCGUGAGCAGACACAGGAGCGGAGCCGGGGCCUGCCCGAGUGGCCAGGAGCCGGACCCUGCAGAGCCUGGCUCAGUGCAGGUCCCCGCAUCUGCUCGGGGACUUGGUUCUCCGCGAUAGCAGCUGCACCCUCUCCCUCCAUCUUGUCCGACCACCACCAUGAUACUGGAGCUGCUUCCCAAGGCCCUGGCUCCUUUUACAGACAUCGCGAGGCCCAGCAGAGGAGACCUGCUGACCACCAAGGGGCCGAAGACCCAGGGCCAGUACUCCAGAGGUCCUUUGCUGUGACCCGUCCCUUCACGAACUGCCUGCGGAGUGAGUCUACUCUCCCGGGUUAAAUCUGAGUUUUCCUUUAUGGCUCCUCACAUGUGGACCCUGCUCACCUAUCCAGAGCUCCUGGAGAAUGUGAACUCCUGGGUGCUGGCCCCGGGGCCACCUCUUUCUCCUAAAUUCCCCACAGUCUCAACUACAGCCCAGUUCUGGCCUGGGUACCGAGGGCUAGCUGGGGACAUCCUUGCUCCUUGACGAUUGCUAUAUGUGCCCCCCACCCCCCCCUGCAAAUCCAUAUGUUGAAGCCCUAACCCCCAGUAUGAUGGUAUUUGGAUGGGGCCUUUGGGAGAUACUCAGUUGUAUUUAUUUAUUUAAAUGUUUGUUUUUGAGAGAGCGAGAGCAUGUGCGCGAGUGAGUGGGGGAGGGGCGGAGAGAAAGAGGGGGACAGAGGAUCCGAAGCAGGGUCUGUGCUGACAGCAGUGAGCCCGAUGUGGGGCUUGAACUCACGAACUGUGAGAUCAUGAACUGAGCCCAAGUCGGACGCUCAACUGACUGAGCCACCUGGGUGCCCUGGGAGAUACUUAGUUUUAGAUGGCUUCCUGAGGUUGGCGCCCUCAUAAUGGGAUUAGUGCCCUGACGUGAAGAGCCACCAGAGUGCUUUCUCCCUCUCCACCUGCAUGCCCCGAGGAAAGGCCAUGUGAGGACUCAGGGAGAAAGAAGGCAGCCAUUUGCAACCUAAGCAGAGAGCCCUCAGCAGACAUCAACCCCGCUGGCACCUCGACCCUGGACUUCCCGGCUCCAGAACAGUGAGAAAUAAAUUCCUGUUGUCAGAGUCGAUGGUGUGAUGUUAAGGCAGCCCAGGAAGACCGAUACAACAGCCAUUUCCUACUGACCCAGCGGCCACCUCACAUCCGGGCCACGUCCCCUCGGGGGACAAGGGCUGACCUUCCUUGGGGAUAUCGGCCCCCGUGGAGCAUUUGGCAGGCACAGUGCUGGUCCAUGGGCUGCACAGUCCUCCUGACUCUCUCUCCGGGGACCCUGUGAAGCUGAAAGUCAUGAUAUUUAUGCUACCUAGCUGCUACGGGAUCCUGAUGACCUUUGCACUAGAAAGAUCCCCGCCUUAUGGCAAGUUGCCACAAGUAGACGCUAAUUGCAAAGAUGCUUGAAAGGGCUGAGGCCUGGCAGGUGACUGUGGAGACCAGCAGAGGUAAAAGGGAUUUUGUUAAGAGAUCACGAGGAGAGCCCGGUAUCGCGGAGCUGUCUCGGGGUGGAGACACCGGCAUCCGCUCUCAGGAACCACGUGGAAAUGGUGGUGGAGAUUCCCACACCGAACCGCCCUCCGCUGAUCCCGGUGCCGUGGACAGUGACCUCCCAGGGCCAAGGAAAGGAGGCAGCUGGGGUCACCGCGAGAACCCCGCUGCCGAGGGGGCAGGGGGCUCAGGAUCCGUAAGAACAGCGCUUUGUGGAAGCAGCACCCCCUGCAGCUACUGUCACGGCCCCCUCCUGCUUUUGUCCACCCACAGCCGGCUUCGCUAGGGAGCCCAGGACACAGAGCCGUGAACGGGCGUUGAAGGGAGGGUGGGUGGCUGGGCAGGAUGGACGCCCCGAGCUUGAAGCUGAAGGCCAAGCAGAUGCCCCUCUGCCCAAUUUGGGCCUGAGCCUCCUCUGCCCGCCCCCCUACCCCCCCAGCCAAGAGCCCGCAGAACGUGUCCUCCUCACAAAGCCACUACAGGAAGGACAGCAUGGCGCCUUGAUCGUGAGCUACAACCUACUUAUGGCCCUCUGCACCUUGAAGUCUGGGAGGGAAGAUUCGAAGCGCUGUCACAUCAAAGCCCAAGGUCAGUUCUGCUCGGUGGAGGGGCCCCGAGUUCACCUUCGUUCUGGGGGCCAUCGUGGAGCAGGUGUAACCAAGAUACUCCCUGUGAGGGGAGGCUGUUGGGACGGGGUUCCGGGGGACGCCCACAGUCACACAAGCAUCUCUGCAGAGUGUGUCCCCCUGAGAGAGCCCUCGUCUCUAAGGACAGCUCGGGGGGUACCUCCGUGCAGGUGAGGGCGCGCAGCUGUGUGUGUGUGUGCUUCUCGGUGAAGCCAGGACUCGCAGAGGACUGCCGGGGGGGUGGGGGGCGCACAGAACUGAGGAGAGAUCCGCAGGAAUCAGACUUGACGGGGCCAGAUGCAGGUGGCCCAAGGGUCCAAAGAAUCAGAGAUCCAAGGGUCCAAAGCUGAUUCUCAUGGAUGGUGCGUUUAAGACGGAAUGGCUCUGACUUGGGGCACAUACUGUGUCCAGUAAGCCAGCGGUCGCGGGUGAGGUCCAGGGCCAACCACAGCUCUGGCCGUGGAGGGGUGGGGGUUUCCCCGAAGGGCAGAGAGGCCUUACGGACUGGCACCAGAUGGGUGGGGAGAUGUCUCCCUCCCCAAGGUAUGCUGGGCUCUGGGCUCUGGGUGUGGCCACCUCCAGUGGCAGAUACAAGCCUCCCUGCUGUGCUUUUCUGCAGGUUUUCCUAAGUCUCAGGCGUGACCUUAAAGCGGCAGUUGGGGCUCAGCUCUCACUGACGGGAAUCCAGCGUGUGGCGCAGAGCGGAGCGGGGCACGAAGGCAAAGUCGGGAGGCACGUGGGGAACCUGGCAGCAUGUCCUGGGGCAGGAGGCCCCGAAAUACAUUGGGAGGAGAAGGAGGGGAGACCAGAGAGAGUCAGGGAGCUGGACAGGAUGAAAAGGAUGGCAGAGGGCAAGUGUGAUCUGGGAAAUCUCUAGUAAAUGAUGGAAAGUUGUGCAGUGCCCAGCACGGGCGGAUGUGGAAACAGGGAAGGGAGGCUUGGCAGCCGGCAGCUUGAGGCAGCAUCAGGGAAAGAGAUGCCGAAGGGCGUCACCCAUGGGAUGUGUGGCUGUCACGGGCCGGGCUCUGUUCCCCCUCAAGGCUGUGACACUGGGGUCUCAGUGAGGCUUAUCCAAGCCUUCCAGGCAGGAAGCCAGGGUGACCCUGGGGGACUGAAGGUUGUUUGGUAACUGUGGGACCAGAGCAGGCCACGGCCACUCCCGUGGGCUGAAUGCUGGACUCCCCAAGGCUACCUCCCUCCUGUGGCCAGAGUUGGCCAUGGUCCUGAGCUACAUUCAAGGUGGGCUCCCGAGGCCUUGGAGGCAAAUGGGGAAAGCUCGGGUGCUGGGUCAGAAGGUCAAGGCUGACUCCUGUCUCCACCCCUGACCAUGUGUGCUCACGGCCAAGGUACCCCAUGCGGUGUCCUUACUUCAGCUCUGCCCACGAUGCAGCAACACAUAGAAGAUGUCUGGCACGCGGCAAGCACUUGAUAAUUUAUUCAGAACUAGAAUUGCAAUCACGUAGAAUAAUUGAGUUAGGAUUGUGGUGAGUUCCUUUUUAAAACAAACAAAAAAAGGGGGCGCCCGGUGGCUCAGUCGGUUAAGCGUCCGACUUCGGCUCAGGUCGUGAUCUCGCAGUCUGUGAGUUCGAGCCCCAUGUCGGGCUCUGUGCUGACAGCUGGGAGCCCGGAGCCUGUUUCGGAUUCUGUGUCUCCCUCUCUCUCUGCCCCUAACCCACUCGCAUUCUGUCUCUGUCUCUCAAUAGUAGAUAAACAUUAAAAAAUUUAAGAAAAUAAUAAAACAAAAUAAAACAAACAAACAAAAAAAGAAGACGAAG
This is a messenger RNA of Panthera uncia (snow leopard), 7994 nucleotides long. RefSeq names its product G protein-coupled receptor 55 (gene GPR55). NCBI's taxonomy places the organism in Eukaryota, Metazoa, Chordata, Mammalia, Carnivora, Felidae. Gene Ontology annotation, biological process: positive regulation of Rho protein signal transduction; phospholipase C-activating G protein-coupled receptor signaling pathway. Gene Ontology annotation, molecular function: G protein-coupled receptor activity. The coding region runs from base 135 to 1097 and encodes 320 amino acids. Gene Ontology annotation, cellular component: membrane. The record is from RefSeq and is a predicted model, not a curated record. The transcript is spliced from 2 exons.